AUGCGUGUUGUGAUCAUCAGCACCAUCUUUACUGGUCUCGCAACUCUCUUUGUCGCCCUUCGUCUAUGGACUCGGUUCAAAUUGGUGCAUAGUCCGGGCUAUGACGAUAUCCUCAUCGUUGGGUCUUUGCUAUCAUGUUACGCCUUCUUUGCAUUUAUCCUUGUUGAACGAAGUCAUGGACUUGGAGUCAACAUAGCAGAUCUAUCACCGGAGGUUAUUGAAGAUCAAAUGCGUUACCUUUGGCUUUCCGUCCCAUUCUACAAUCUCUCCCUUAUCCUCAGCAAACUAUCCGCUCUCUUCCUCUAUAUUCGCAUAUUUCGUGGACGAGGCUUCCUUCUAGCCACAUACAUUACAAUGGCCUGCUUAAUAGCGGCCGGACUCUGGAUGGUCAUCAGUGGCUUUGUAUUUUGUGUCCCCAUCAACGAUUUCUGGGAGCUACAUCGCAACGAUCAGGCGAGUCAUUGUCUACCCGAGGGACCAGUCUGGUACUCCAAUGCUGCAAUGCAGAUCGUCAGCGAUAUCGUGAUCAUGAUUCUCCCAAUGCCCGUCCUCUCCAAACUCCAACUACCUCUAAAGCAAAAGGCCGGUAUAAUGCUUGUCUUUGGUCUUGGGGUCUUUGUAAUCGCUACAAGUUCUGCUCGUCUUUACGAACUAAGCACCAUGGUCAGUGGUCGCGACUUCACAGAGAAAAAUGCGGAAGCAGCCGUUUGGUCCUCCCUCGAGGCUAAUGUCUCUAUUAUCUGUGCAUGCAUGCCACCUCUUCAUCCCCUUUUAUCCCGUCUCUUCGCUCUCUGUUUCCGUCCCAUCCCACUCCAUUCAUCACCCGCAUCAAAGGCACAUUCCAAUACGACUUGUCUAACCGAGACAAGGAAGCCAUCGAUCUAUGAUCACCAUGGUGUUAUUGGCCCAGAUGGUGGUAUCUUCUUUAAUGAUUUCUUCUAUGCGGGACCAGGGAGUUACAUGGCUAGUGUUGCGAAGUUGGAGAAUGAGAGAGAGAGGGAGAAGGACUGUGAGAAUGAGAAUGGGAUUCGAGUUGUUAGGGAAUUGAGGAUGGAGUCGGAUUCAGUACCAUUUCCGAAUGGCGGAUUCCUUACCACGGAUUACUAUAAUCAUGGCGGACACCAUGACUUGAAGGAGAGGGAUAUUGAGAUGGGGCGAAUUGGGGAGGGAUCGGGUUCUAGUGGGAAGGGAACUGCCAAUCCGAGUAUUGAGUGGGAUUUGGGGGGAUUUUGA
Molecule: messenger RNA, 1233 nt
Organism: Penicillium malachiteum
Lineage: Eukaryota; Fungi; Ascomycota; Eurotiomycetes; Eurotiales; Aspergillaceae
Exons: 5
Coding region: 1-1233 (410 amino acids)
Source: RefSeq, a predicted model, not a curated record